Carica papaya (papaya) is the source of this 740-nucleotide messenger RNA. RefSeq names its product Glutaredoxin family protein. Gene Ontology annotation, molecular function: glutathione disulfide oxidoreductase activity. Gene Ontology annotation, cellular component: cytoplasm. NCBI's taxonomy places the organism in Eukaryota, Viridiplantae, Streptophyta, Magnoliopsida, Brassicales, Caricaceae. Gene Ontology annotation, biological process: cellular response to oxidative stress. The record is from RefSeq and is a predicted model, not a curated record.
AAUCGUGCGAGCCAUAAACUCGAACCAAACACAACGGUAGAAGAAGGAACGAUAAAGAAUCGAGCCUCUAUAGAUUCGGAGACCAUUUUUGGGCUGAAGGUUCUGAUCGCAGAACUAGCAUUGAGACGGAGAUGGGCGGCACUCGGUUGAGAGUUAAUGGCGGAGUUUUGGCGGUUAGCAUCCUGCUGCUAAUGCAGUUGCCGGAAACAUCCGUAGCCACCAAUUCAGCUUCCGCCUUCGUACAAAAUGCUAUCUUCUCCAACAAGAUCGUCAUCUUCUCCAAAUCCUACUGCCCAUAUUGCUUGCGUGCCAAGCAUAUAUUCGGUGAACUACAUGAGAAACCUUUUGUGGUGGAGCUUGAUCUUAGAGAUGAUGGAUAUCAAAUUCAAUAUGUUCUUCUGGAAUUGGUAGGCCGCCGCACUGUUCCACAAGUAUUUGUGAAUGGCAAGCAUAUUGGUGGCUCGGAUGAUCUCAAAGCAGCCGUGGUGAGUGGUCAAUUGCAGAAGCUUCUUAGUGCAAAUUGAUUUUAAAUUACGCAAUGAAGAAAAGAACUUGUCUGAUUGGAGACUUUGAACGAGUGUUAUAGGAAUCAUUAUGAACCUAUGAUUACAGCAAACGAGAUUGAUGUAAUAGGGCCAAAAUCAUGUGACAUGAUGUUAAUUACACUAAUUGUAAUGGAAAUUAUGAUUUGAGGCACAAUAUUUGUCUGGUUGUUGGGUAUGAAAUUUUGUUUGAUUGAA